ACGGGAAGGCGGGGGCUCGCGGGGCGAGGCAGGGCUGCCACGUGACCCGGUUGCUAUGGCACCCGCGGGAACAAUCGGGCCCGCGGCCCCGCCCCACCCACCAACCUUCCCGGCCCUGGGAAGAGCCCCUCCCGGGCCCCAGAUACCCUCGGAGGCACUCGGGUUUCGGGGAGCUCUGUGAGUGAAGGCCGGCCUAGGACCAAUCGAGAAGUGCCUGCACCCGGUGCCUUUCAUCCACACUAAUUUGGCUGCAGUAACUCGUUCAAGGGACGAUCACUUUGGAUAGCUUAUUACAGCUCUUCUCACGACGUUUCCUGGCGUGCAUGUCACAAGUCGCUAGGAUCAAGAACCAAGUCAGUUUUGCUCUCAGGGGCUCUUGGGGCCACCAGCCAAGGUCAUUCUCGUCCUCCUGUAAAUGACCGCUGAGGAAGACCAUGAAUGAGGCGAAGGAGUCCCUGCGAGGCAUCGAGCAGAAGUACAAGCUGUUCCAGCAGCAACAGUUCACGUUCACCGCUGCUCUGGAGCACUGCAGGGAGAACGCCCACGACAAGAUCCGGCCCAUCUCCAGCAUCGCACAGGUGCAGACCUACAUGGAACAUUACUGCAACAACUCCACGGACCGGCGCAUUCUGCUCAUGUUCCUGGACAUCUGCACAGAGCUAAACAGGCUGUGCCAGAACUUCGAGGCCCUGCACUCUGGCACCCCGGUCACCAACAACCUGCUCGAGAAGUGCAAAUCCCUGAUUAGCCAAAGCAAUGACCUAAGCAGCCUGCGAGUGAAGUACCCUCACGAUGUGGUGAACCACCUCAGCUGUGACGAGGCUAGGAACCACUACGGAGGCAUCGUCAGCCUCAUCCCCAUGGUCCUAGACUUGAUGAAAGAAUGGAUCGCCCACUCGGAGAAGCUGCCCCGCAAAGCUGUGCUGCACGUGAGUGAGCCCCAGGCACGCCAGGAAGCCACCGCAGCAGCCGCUCCGCCUUCCCGGACCAUGAGCACCCAGUCUUGGUUAAGAAAACACCAACUUAGGCAACUUACAAAAGUCAGCCCCAAACCAAGGGGGAAAGACAAAGGAUGUCCAAAACCUCCCUGGAGACCACCUGGCGGGAAGCUGUAACUCAGAGCUGGCGCCCUGCUGAGCCCCGCGUGGUGGGGGGGGGGGGGGGGGUUGCCGACUCUUCACUUGGGCUCCGGUCAUGGCAACUGAUGAACCCCAAAGGGGACUGCCCAAUAUACCACUGAGAACCUGUCUCCCUCUCGCUCACUUUUAAGUUCUCACCGCUCCACGCCUCUGGGCUUCAGGCUCUGCGCCCACUUCCAGUGUUGCCGGGAGAGGCUGGCGAGAGCCGGGGCACUGGCCCGCCUAGGCGCUCCGGGAGCUCCAGGCCAGCACCCUGCCAGGCCCGCCUCUCCAGGCAGAGCCACCAAGCGGGAGGCCACAGGGCCCCUUUCCCGCCGCUGCGGCCACUGUAGGGUCCCUCCGUCCGCCAGGGUGCUGGGGGCCGGCGCGGUAAACUUCCUCAGUGUCAUUAGGUGUCUGGACCCAAGGGGGAACGAACCUGCCUCUGCUCUCCUUUACUUGGGGGAGGGAGGCCAUGAGAGGGGCCAGAUGGACUCUGCGGCUCCCAAGUAAGACAGUCCCCUGGUUUCCGGGGCGCAGUCAAGGCCCUGACGUCGUAGCCUGUGUCUCUGGCCUCCGAGCUGCUGCAAGUACUGUCUGACUGUUGGUUUUUCCCUUCGCAGGGGGCGACUUAGAUUCUGUAUUCUUGCUUCCUCGGGGGCGACCGUCAAGAAUAAAAAAUGUUCUCCCACC
Molecule: messenger RNA, 1811 nt
Organism: Acinonyx jubatus (cheetah)
Lineage: Eukaryota; Metazoa; Chordata; Mammalia; Carnivora; Felidae
Gene: SPACA9
Product: sperm acrosome associated 9
Exons: 5
Coding region: 435-1115 (226 amino acids)
Cellular component (GO): acrosomal vesicle; ciliary base; sperm flagellum
Source: RefSeq, a predicted model, not a curated record